Messenger RNA from Scheffersomyces stipitis CBS 6054, 1884 nucleotides. RefSeq names its product Uso5p (gene USO5). The transcript has 2 exons. NCBI's taxonomy places the organism in Eukaryota, Fungi, Ascomycota, Pichiomycetes, Serinales, Debaryomycetaceae. Bases 1 to 1884 code for a protein of 627 amino acids. Gene Ontology annotation, molecular function: microtubule binding. The record is from RefSeq and is a predicted model, not a curated record.
AUGUCAGAACAACAACAUACGAGCCACGGGAAAUCGCUCAUACCACAGAAACGUAUUCUCAGCGAAAUCACGAACAGUGUGACAGAACCAAAGGACGACACUUUCGUAAAGCCAAAGAGGAGAAAUCUGUUGGGAUUCGAGUUAGCCAGCAUUCCUCAGACUAACAAGAUGAUGAAGAAUUCUGAUACCGCAAUCUUGUCUAAUAGACGACAGCUCAAACCAUCGUCCAUACCAUCGGCUCCAAAAUCAGUUUCUAAGUUGACUCCACAAGAAAGUCUUCGAAGAAUGAAAUCUGUGAGUGCCCGCUUGAAGGCUACCAGUGCCCAUGAAGGGUUGUUACGUAAAGGGCCAGCUCUUGUUCACAACGACGACUGGUCCAGAAGCAUUCAAGAAAAAGCACAACGAGAUCUCGAAAAUAAGAUGCUGGAGCUCAAUAAUGAAUUGCGUGUACUUGAGGAAGAAGAAAGCGAAUGCCACAAAGAUCUAGCCGAAUCAAGACGACAAAAGCACAAGAAAGAGAAGGAAAUCGUGGAGCUUACCAUAGAAUUAGAGGCAGAGCAAGGAAAGCAAGCAUUCUUAGAAGAAAAAGUAAUCAAGACAGUAUCUGAACAGGAACAACUUGUAAAUUUGGAGCUUGAAGAGUACCGAAUGAAAAUGGAAAAUAAACUUAACGACGUUAAGUUCGAAUUGGAGGAACAGAUUGAGGAAGCUAAGUCUUUCAAGGAUGACAAAUUGCUUCAAGAAAUUGAACAAUUAGAAACUCAAAUCGAACAAUCAAAACAAGAACUUGAAAAUGGAAAAACACAAUGGACCACCAUUUACAAUGAAGAGUCUGAGAAAUUAGAGAAAGACAUAAAUCAAAACAUACAACCCAAGCAAGACGAGCUUUCAGAACUAAGGCUGACAUUGAAUUUGAAGGAGACGGAAAGAGACAAGGUUGCUUCUGAAUUGAAAUCUUUGAUUGAGUUUGCAAGCAAAUCGGAAUGUGAAAAGGCUCGCAUUUCUUCUGCGAUUGUAAGUAUAGAAACCAGCAUGAACAACUACGUAGAAAGAAGAGAAUCUCUCUUGAAAGAACUUCUGGAAGUGGAACAGGAACUCAAUUCAGCAAAGAAAAAGAGCGACAACAAGGAGAGUCUUGUUCAGUCCGCAUUGUAUGAAUAUUCAAAGGCAAACAAUAAGCUACUUAAACAUGAACAACAACGGAGAAUAUUGGAAAAUUCAAUAAUGGACUACAAGGGCAAGUGCAGAGUAUAUGUCAAGGGUCAUAAUAGUCAAAAUAAUGAGAUAUACAGCAACAGCAGAUCAUUUCGUUUUAAUAAAGUAUUUGGUUCCGAGGCGACAACAGUAUCUAUUGCACAAGAGUUUGAAUGUUUGGCUAAUGAAUCUGCCAUUGGAUCAAAUGUGACAAUACUAUUCUGCGGAACGCCUGACCACAUCGGCGUGAAUGCUUCCAUAAUAAAUAGCUUUAAGAGCAUUUUUCAAAAAGCCUCCGUUCAACCAACGUGGUCAUUCGCAUAUAAUUUCAGAAGCAUAGGGUUGCGAAAUGAUUCGUUGAUCGAUCUUCUCAACUCAAAUACCGAGUUAGUACUUGAAAAAAUCGAAAACAGUUUGAGCGAAAUACAAUCCCAGAAGAUGCUCAUUGGCAUUGAUGAUAUCAUCCAGUUCUCAAAAGUUUUGAGUCAGAUAGUAGAAGAUCCACAAGACGUUGAUAUCCGCAUACAUAUCAUAACAGUUGACAGAUCUAAGGAUGGAAAGGCCAUUGAAAGCAAUUUGACAUUUAUAGAUAUAUCCGAUUCGGAUGAUCAAGACGCAUUGUUGAACUCAGCAAGUGUCUCUUUGUUGGCCAAGUGGAGCUGGAAUCUGAACAGAGUUUCAAACUCUUGA